UUCGCUAUCGAUUUCAAAAAAAAAAUCAUCUGUCGCCAGAUUGCGACCGAAUUUUUACUUAAAUACUGUGAAUUUUAACAAAGUUUGUGCACUAAAGUGAUGAUUCACAGUCUAUUCAUUGUCAAUUCUAGUGGCGAUGUCUUUCUGGAGAAACACUGGCGCAGUGUGGUGUCACGGACAUGCGUUUCAUACUUUUUGGACGUUCAGCGGGAAUCUCCAAAUGAUGUUCCACCAGUGAUAUCCACUCCUCACCACUAUCUGGUUUCAAUCCAGAGGGGAGGAGUGUCGCUGGUGGCCGCAUGCAAGCAGGAAUGUCCCCCGUUGUUUGUAAUCGAGUUCCUACACCGGGUGGUGAAUACUUUUGAAGAUUAUUUCUCCGAGUGCACCGAAAGCAUCAUCAAGGAAAACUACGUAGUGGUGUACGAACUGCUGGAUGAGAUGUUGGACAAUGGCUUUCCUCUGGCCACGGAGAGUAAUAUUCUUAAAGAAUUGAUAAAACCGCCGAAUAUACUGAGGACCAUUGCUAACUCGGUUACCGGGAAGUCGAAUGUUAGUGGAACACUUCCAACCGGGCAGCUUUCAGCUAUUCCUUGGAGAAGGACCGGUGUGAAAUACACCAAUAACGAGGCCUAUUUUGACGUGGUCGAAGAAGUAGAUGCCAUCAUCGACAAGAGUGGACAGACGAUUUUCGCAGAAAUUCAGGGAUAUAUUGAUUGCUGCAUUAAGCUAAGCGGAAUGCCUGAUCUGACUCUAUCCUUUAUGAAUCCUCGACUCUUCGACGAUGUUUCCUUUCACCCGUGUGUUCGUUUCAAACGCUGGGAAUCGGAGCGAAUUCUUUCAUUUAUUCCGCCAGACGGAAACUUUCGACUGAUGUCGUACCACGUAGGUUCACAGAGUGUGGUAGCAAUUCCCAUCUACGUCCGGCACAACAUUGCCCUUAAAUCGGGUGAACAGGGACGAAUGGAUAUUACCGUUGGACCUAAAACCACUUUGGGACGCGUCGUAGAAGCAGUUAAACUGGAAAUCCGUAUGCCAAAAUCGGUACUCACCUGCGCACUGCUGGCCAGUCAGGGUAAAUAUACUUUCGAUCCGGUGACUAAAAUGCUUCACUGGGACGUGGGCAGAAUUGAUGUUACUAAACUGCCGAACAUUCGGGGAACCGUUUCAACUGCAGCUGGUUGUACUUCACUGGAGACUAGCAUUGAUCGGGUGCAGUUUACAAUUUCACAACUGGUUGUUUCCGGGUUGAAGGUAAACCGUUUGGAUAUGUAUGGAGAAAAAUACAAGCCGUUUAAGGGUGUCAAAUACUUGACGAAAGCCGGCAAGUUCCAGAUUCGGAUGUAAUUGGAUCGUACUUCCAGAUAAUCUCAUUUUAUUUAUCGUCUAUUUUUUUAUAUAUAUAAAGUAUCAUGUAUCAUUCCA
Molecule: messenger RNA, 1422 nt
Organism: Topomyia yanbarensis
Lineage: Eukaryota; Metazoa; Arthropoda; Insecta; Diptera; Culicidae
Gene: carmine
Product: AP-3 complex subunit mu-2
Exons: 6
Coding region: 100-1344 (414 amino acids)
Biological process (GO): intracellular protein transport; endocytosis
Cellular component (GO): cytoplasmic vesicle; clathrin adaptor complex
Source: RefSeq, a predicted model, not a curated record